This is a messenger RNA of Lucilia sericata (common green bottle fly), 1526 nucleotides long. RefSeq lists its product as uncharacterized. NCBI's taxonomy places the organism in Eukaryota, Metazoa, Arthropoda, Insecta, Diptera, Calliphoridae. Gene Ontology annotation, molecular function: structural constituent of chitin-based larval cuticle. Bases 249 to 1364 code for a protein of 371 amino acids. The record is from RefSeq and is a predicted model, not a curated record. Gene Ontology annotation, cellular component: chitin-based extracellular matrix. The transcript has 3 exons.
AAAUGUAAAACAUUUCUUUGCUGAAGUUUGCUGGUAACGGUUAUUACAACACAGACGUACAAACAAAAUAGAGGAAUAAUCAAACGCGCUAUUAACAAUAGAGUGAGUGGGAAACGCGCCAAAUCAAACGUGAAUUGUUACAAUUUUAUUUGUUUCAAUUGUAAAGGAUUAAUUAGUAAUAGACAAAUUACAGUGCAUAAAAGAUAUUUAGCAACAACAACAACAAGCAACGUUAAUAAAAAAACAAAAUGAAGUUACAAAAACUAAAAGCGGUCAUAUUCGUUGUCACUACGAUUUUAAGUGUAUGUCUAGUCAAUGCUCAAUAUCCUCCACAACGACUGGCAAUACCUGGAGCAGCACCUGCACCUGUAGCGCGACCAGUAGUGCGCGUUAGGCGACCAGUGGCAGCAAAAUCUCAAAGCUAUACGCAAAAUAACAUAGCUCCUCGUGUAAUUGAAGAACCUAAACCAGUUACGGAAUCGGGCGAAGACGAAGGACCCGAUGCUUAUUUGCCUCAACUUUUAAGAGAACAACAGUUGGCUCAGGUGCAACAAGCACAAUUUCAACAAACUGCCGCUGCUUUUCUUAACAACGAACAAAAUGCUAUACACGAAACGCCAAUUUCUCAUCUUUUGUCUAAUGAUGAACCUUUGGUUAGCAGUAACCCCUUCUCCACGAGAUUUCCCGAACGACCAUCCCCUCCAACAACACCCAGCGCUAAGCAAGUGUUUAAUGAUUUUGGAAUUGGCUCUAAUAUUAUCAAUAGUCCUCGAUUCAGUCAAGACAGACCACAACAAGCACCACCUCAGGCACCACCACCACAACAACGUGAACGAGUCCAUGUUAUUCGUAACAGACCUACUGAGUUGAGAGAAUCAAGACCACAAUUUGUUGCCCAACCUGCUCCAGUCCAAUCACGUCCUAGACCUAAGCCCAUACAAUCUCGUCCCGCUUUAGAACAAAAUCAAAUACCAUUACAAGAAAGAGAUAGUCAACAAAAUUCCAGACGUCAACGCCCAGUUGCUCAAACCAUAAGAAAAUGGCGUGAAGAAAAUGAAGAUGGCAGCAUUACCUGGGGUUAUGAAAACGAUGAUGGCUCUUUCAAAGAGGAACUUAUUGGCACUGACUGUGUUACAAAAGGUACUUAUGGCUAUGUGGACCCAGAUGGCAACAAACGUGAAUACCAUUAUGAGACCGGUAUCAAAUGUGACCCCAACAAACGCAAUGAGGAGGCAGAGCUUCAGGACAAUGGCUUCAUUAAUUACGAAGAAAACCGUGCUGUUUUACCGAAUGGAAUCGAAAUCGACAUGUCGCAACUUGGCAAGAAGAAAUCAAAAAGACCAGGAGUAAAUUAUAGAAACUAAUCUUCAUUAUAAAACGGGGACUUGAUACGAUUCUGGAGUCAUCAAGUAUCGCCAGUUCCCAAAUAGUUUAUAAGACUUGCAUUACAUAUUAACGUUGUGUAUAUUUUACUUUCAUUAUUUUAGAUUUUAUUAAAAAAAAUAUAAUAAAAUAAGGAAUUUAAA